Molecule: messenger RNA, 2630 nt
Organism: Trichomycterus rosablanca
Lineage: Eukaryota; Metazoa; Chordata; Actinopteri; Siluriformes; Trichomycteridae
Gene: naa35
Product: N-alpha-acetyltransferase 35, NatC auxiliary subunit
Exons: 23
Coding region: 105-2282 (725 amino acids)
Biological process (GO): N-terminal peptidyl-methionine acetylation
Cellular component (GO): NatC complex
Source: RefSeq, a predicted model, not a curated record
AAAACUACGAAUCCCAUAAUGCAGUUCGGUUGUGAGAACAAUUUCCAGCGCCCGAUACGAUCCUUGAAGUGUGGUCGCGACGCAGAAAAUAAAAAGCCAUCUCAAUGGUGAUGAAGUCGUCAGGUGAGGAGGAUGAAGGAUCCUGGGGUCUGGGGAUGCCAGAAAAGAUGAGGAACAAUGCUGAGUGGGUGGACAUUACCCAGGACUUCAAAUCAGCCUGUAAAGAACUCAACCUGGGGGAGUUACUCCAUGAUAAACUAUUUGGUCUGUUCGAGGCAAUGUCAGCCAUCGAAAUGAUGGACCCAAAAAUGGACGCUGGGAUGAUCGGGAACCAAGUGAACCGGAAAAUUCUUCAUUUUGAGCAAGCGGUGAAGGACGGGGCUAUUCGAGUAAAGGAUCUGUCUCUGCCUGAGCUCAUUGGCAUCGUUGACACGUGUUUCUGCUGCCUGAUCACAUGGUUGGAAGGUCACUCUCUGGCACAGACCGUCUUCACAUGUCUGUAUGUUCAUAACCCCGAGCUCAUCCUGGACCCUGCACUCAAAGCCUUCGCCCUGGGCAUCCUGAAAAUCUGUGACAUCGCCCGGGAGAAGGUCAACAAAGCUGCCGUAUUUGAAGAGGAGGAUUUCCAGGCGAUGACGUACGGCUUCAAGAUGGCAAACAACGUGACAGAUCUCAGAGUGACUGGAAUGCUAAAGGACGUCGAGGAGGAACUACAGAGAAAAGUAAAGAGCACGAGGAGUCGACAGGGUGAGCAGAGGGACCCUGAAGUGGAGCUCGAUCAUCAGCAGUGUCUGGCUUUGUUCAGCAGGAUCAAAUUCACCCGCCUCCUACUGACGGCUCUCAUCUCCUUCACCAAGAAAGAGACAAGUGCAGUAAGUGAAGCACAGAAACUGAUGAGCCAGGCAGCAGAUCUCCUGCCUGCAAUACACUCCACCAUCCAAUACGGCAUCCAGUCACAGAAUGACACCACUAAAGGAGAACAUCCCAUCAUGAUGGGCUUCGAGCCAUUGGUAAACCAGCGCCUGCUCCCUCCUACGUUUCCCCGCUACGCCAAGAUCAUCAAGCGUGAGGAGAUGGUCAACUACUUCAGCAAACUCAUCGAGCGCAUUAAGAUUGUGUGCGACGUCAUAAACACAACAAACCUCCACAGCAUCCUGGACUUUUUCUGUGAGUUCAGUGAGCAGUCUCCCUGCGUUCUGUCCAGAUCUUUACUACAGACUACAUUCCUGAUCGACAAUAAGAAAGUAUUUGGGACACACCUGAUGCAGGACAUGAUUAAAGAUGCUCUGCGCUAUUUCGUCAGCCCUCCUGUUCUCUCCCCGAAAUGCAGUCUGUAUAAUAACCACCAGGCUAAAGACUACAUCGACUCCUUCGUCACACACUGCUCCAGGCCAUUCUGCAGUCUGAUUCAGAUUCACGGCCACAACCGAGCUCGCCAAAGAGAUAAGCUGGGGCACAUUCUGGAGGAGUUUGCCACCCUGCAGGAUGAGGCAGAGAAGGUGGAUGCUGGUCUGCACGGGCUGCUGCUGAAGCUGGAACCUCAGAGGCAACAUCUGGCCUGUCUGGGUACAUGGGUGCUCUACCACAACCUGCGCAUCAUGAUUCAUUAUCUGCUCAGCGGCUUCGAGCUCGAGCUCUACAGCAUGCACGAAUACUAUUACAUCUACUGGUAUCUAUCAGAGUUCCUGUAUGCAUGGCUGAUGUCCACCCUGAGUAGAGCUGACAGCUCUCAGAUGGCUGAGGAACGAAUCCUGGAGGAGCAGCAGCAGAAGGGCCGAAGCAGCAAGAAGAGCAAGAAGAAGAAGAAAGUUCGCCCUCUGGGAAAAGAGAUCACCAUGAGCCAGGCCUACCAGAACAUGUGUGCUGGCAUGUACAAGACGAUGAUAGCUCUAGACAUGGAUGGGAAGGUGAGGAAGCCCCAGUUUGAGCUAGACAGCGAGCAGGUGCGCUACGAGCACCGCUUUGCACCCUUCAACAGCGUGGUCACACCACCUCCUGUACACUACAUCCAGUUCAAGGAAAUGUCUGACCUGAAGAAGUACAAUCCUCCUCCAUGUUCAGCUGACCUGUACAUGGCAGCCAGCAAACACUUCCAGCAGGCCAAGCUCAUACUGGAAAACGUCACCAGCCCGGACGCCGAGGUCAAUCGAAUCCUUAAAGUGGCCAAACCAAACAUUGUUGUAAUGAAGCUGCUAGCAGGAGGACACAAAAAGGACACCAAGGUCCUACCAGAAUUCGACUUUUCUGCUCACAAGUACUUCCCAAUAGUCAAAAUUAUUUAACGUCUUUAUAAAGAACUGCUGCUUUUCCAUCAGCUCUGCUAAAGUCAUGUGAAUAAACCAGGCUGUUUGUGUUAUGGUUCGAGUGAGAUUUCAUCCAGGGUGAGAGGUCAGUCCAGAGUCUAGAACACAGAAAGCAAAAUAAGACUAUAUUUAUCGAUCAAGGGUUCUGGAGGAAAGAAUUGUGAAUUGUGAGAAAAUGCUAGUUUCUGUUCAGAUGUUAGCAGUCAGUCCAGUCUGGAAAAUAUCAAACUUUGGAUGUUUGUGUGUACACUUUAUUUUUAUGACCUGCUUGUGUGUAAAUGUGGCUUGGUUUGUAAUCUCUGAAUAAAAUAAAAUAAAAACUCUCAA